GUCUUCCCUCUCCUUUCUUUAUCUUUCCGUUCUCUCUCUCUCCACCUGUCCUUCUCUCCAAAAGAUUGUUCGAAUAAGUGACGGGGUAAAGUUGCCCUUCGCCUUGCCUUUGCCCCCACUAAAAUUAAGUGGACACGGCAUCGGCAUCGGCAUCUCAUCCCAUCAUCCCUGAAUACAAAUGAUCUCUCUCUCUCUCCACAAAGGAGAAUUGAGGGAUUUUGGGUUUCGGGAGAAUCUGUUCUCAGUUUCUCACCAUGUGUUUGUUCAACGGCCUGAGAGACGGACCCCACACUCGGAGCAACAUCAUCAUCGUCAUCAUCAUCAACAACAACAACAAUGCUUCUCCGCUACUUAAAUAAUUUAAAGGUGAUGGAGUCUACUCCAUUCGAAUUUUUUAUUCGCUUGGAGGUUGAGAGUCUUAUAUUUAUGGUCGCCGGCGAUGCCGACGCCGGUUAGCGCUGCUAGGCAAUGCUUAACUGCCGAGGCUGCACGCGCGCUCGACGAGGCGGUCGGGGUUGCACGCCGCCGCGGUCACGCACAGACCACGUCCCUACAUGCCGUUUCCGCCUUCCUUGCGCUGCCAUCUUCGGUGCUGCGCGAGGCCUGCGCACGUGUUCGCAGUUCAGUUUACUCGCCUCGCCUUCAGUUCAGAGCUCUCGAGCUAUGCUUCGGCGUUGCACUCGAUCGUCUUCCUUCCUCCCAAGCUUUAGACGAGCCUCCCGUAUCCAACUCUCUUAUGGCCGCCAUUAGACGCUCUCAAGCGAACCAGAGGAGGCACCCUGAGAGUUUUCAUUUGCAUCAGCAGCAGCAGCAGCAGCAGCAGCAGUCACCGCUCUCCUGCAUCAAGGUUGAGCUUCAGCAGUUGAUAUUAUCGAUUCUUGAUGACCCGGUUGUCAGUAGGGUUUUCGGGGAAGCCGGUUUCCGUAGCUGUGAUAUUAAGCUUGCGAUUGUUCGCCCACCUCCGCCUCUCGUUCGAUAUUCUCGAUCCCGGUGCCCUCCUCUUUUCUUGUGUAAUUUAACUGGGGGUGAUUCUGAGUCCGGUCGACGGAGUUUCAGUUUUCCUUUCUCGGGGUUCUCGGGGUUUCCUGGCUAUGCGGAUGGAGAUGAGAACAGUAAGAGAAUUGGGGAGGUUCUUGCGAGGAAGAAGAGUAGGAAUCCGUUGCUUGUCGGGGUCUGCGCAAACGAUGCUCUGCACAGUUUUACAGAAUGUGUAGAAAGAAGGAAAGGAGGAGUUUUGCCCGUAGAAAUAUCUGGUCUGWGCAUAAUCUGUAUCGAGAAGGAGGUCUCAAGGUUUAUUACGGAGAAUGGGAAUGAGGGGUCGCUCGAAUUGAGGUUUGAGGAGGUGGGUCGAACAGCUGAUAGUUCUUCUGGGUGCGGUGUGGUCGUUAACUUCGGAGACUUGAAGUCAUUCGUUGUUGAUGACUCGGUGGAUGCUGUGAGUCGUGUGGUUUCACAAUUGACGAGCUUAUUGGAACUUCACCGCGAGAAAUUGUGGUUGAUGGGAGCAGCAGCGAGUUACGAGACAUACCUGAAGUUCCUAACAAAGCUCCCUUCUAUAGAGAAAGACUGGGAUCUGCAGCUUCUACCCAUCACUUCUCUUAGACCCUCCGUCGGAGGAUUCUUCCCCCGACCCCACAGUUUGAUGGAGUCAUUUGUUCCAUUUGGUGGAUUUUUUCCAUCAUCAUCUGAUCUGAAGGGCCCAUUAAGCAGCACAAGUGAAUCCAUGUCCUGUUGUCACUUAUGCAAUGUGAAGUAUGAACAAGAAGUAUCUUCUCUUCUGAAGGGGGGAAACACUAUUUCAGUUGCAGAUCAAUACCAAUCAAAUUUGCCUUCCUGGCUGCAGGCACCUGAACUCAGCACAAGCAAGGGAUUGGAUGUUGUAAAGGCCAAAGAUGAUGGAACAGUAUUGAAUGCUAAAAUGAUGGGUCUGCGAAGGAAAUGGAAUGAUAUUUGCCAGCGUCUUCACCAGAGUCAUGUAAUGCCCAAAGCUGAUUCAUAUCAAGUUGGAUCCCAGUCUCUUACAAGCAUUGUGAGCUUUCCGUUUGUCUUGGAUGGUAAAGAAAGACCUGGGAAUCACAACAGUAACAGUACAAUUGCAUCUCAGAGUGAAAAUGGAGGUGAAAAUGUUUUUCCUUCCAUUUCCAUGAACUUGCAAAGAGUUCCUCAACCACAACUGAACAUACCAAAUAUGUCAGUUUCUGAAGCUAAGAGUGAGAGUCUUCUAUCCAAACUACAGGUUGCACAUUCAAAAGACGUAUGCAUCCGCACAGAGGACCUCAGGUCUGCUCCAUGCCCCUCAUUGAAUUGGGACUUGCCUGAUGAUAAUGAAUCGCCUUCCUCUGUAACUUCUGUGACAACAGAUUUAGGAUUAGGAACACUUUAUGCAUCUAAUCAGGAGAGAAAGAAACCAAUAUCCAGAGCUAAUGAGUGUCUGCAGAAUGGCUCUAGUUGCCUUCCUGCUGAGCUUGAUGCAGUCAAUGGGAAUGUUUUAAUCUCUCCUGCACGAUCUUCAUUUUGCACUGCUCCUGAUUCGAGUGUGCAGUUUGAUCCAAGAGAUUUCAAGAAUUUGUGGAGAAGUCUCACUGAAAGGGUUGGUAGGCAAGAUGAAGCUAUAUGUGCUAUCAGUCAAACUAUAACCCGCUGUAGAACAGAAAGUGGAAGGCGCCGUGGCACCGGCUUGAAAGGAGAUAUAUGGUUCAGUUUCCUUGGACUAGACAGAGUUGCAAAGAAGAGAAUAGCAUUAGCCCUUGCAGAAAUGAUAUUUGGGAGCAAGGAGAACCUGAUUUCCAUAGAUUUAAGUUCACAAGAUGGGACCGUCCAUUCAGGAAUUGUAUAUGAUCACCAGGAGAUGAAUGGCUAUGAUGCAAAGUUCAGGGGGAAGACAGCGACUGAUUAUAUUGCAGGGGAGCUAAGCAAGAAACCCUUGUCAGUUGUCUUCCUUGAAAAUGUAGAUAAGGCUGAUUUUUUGGUCCAGAAUAGCUUGUCGCAGGCUAUUAGGACUGGUAAGUUUUCAGAUUCACAUGGAAGAGAAAUUGGCAUCAAUAAUUCAAUCUUUGUGAUAACAUCAAGAAUUAUAAAGGAUAAUAAGAGCUUCUUUUCUGGGAAGGAUUCUGUUAAGUUCUCAGAGGAAAGAAUUCUAGGAGCUCAAAGCAUGCAAAUGCAGUUACUGAUUGGAUAUGCUCCCGGGGAUACUGCAACAAAAAAUAAUUCAAAUGUGUUGGUUACAUCAAGAAAAAGUUGUUCUGGCCCAUCAAUUGUGAAUAAGCGCAAACUGAGCAAAACUGGUGACUCUACAGAGCAGUGUAGGACUUUAGGCAUGGCCAAACGAAUCCACAAAGUGCCAGGUGCAUGUUUGGAUUUGAAUCUUCCUGUAGAAGAGAUGGAAGGAAAUGACCCAGAUUAUGGAAGCUGUGACAGUGACUCUAUAUCAGAAAACUCAGAAGCCUGGUUGGAAGAUUUUCUUGACCAAGUUGAUGAAACAGUCAUGUUCAAGCCAUUUGAUUUUGAUGCUCUUGCAGACAAAAUAUUGAAAGAGAUCAGUGAGAGUUUCAGAAAAGUGAUUGGAUCCAAUAGUCUGCUGGAGAUUGAUGCAGAAGUCAUGGAGCAGAUACUUGCAGCUGCUUGGUUAUCAGACAAGACAAGAGCAGCAGAGGAUUGGGUGGACCAGGUCCUGGGAAGGUGUUUUGCCGAGGCCCAGCAAAGAUAUAGCUUCUCAGCUCGGUCUGUUCUUAAGCUUGUACAUUGUGAGAAUGUCUUCAUGGAGGAGCAAGGACUUAGUAUCCGCCUUCCUUCACGAAUAAUUCUGAAAUAAAAUGUCUAAAAUGCUUCUGUAAUUAGAUGUAUAAUGUAGCUUCUAGCAUCUACAUGUCUAUCAGGUCUGUUGAUCCCAUGGUUUUAUUGGGUUUUUUCAGGCCAUGUUUGUCUAUUGUAUCAAUUGCAGUUAAAGAUGUACGAUUGCUCGUAGUUCAUCUCUUAAGUCUUAA
Messenger RNA from Nelumbo nucifera (sacred lotus), 3983 nucleotides. Its product is annotated as protein SMAX1-LIKE 6-like. The record is from RefSeq and is a predicted model, not a curated record. Gene Ontology annotation, molecular function: ATP binding; ATP hydrolysis activity. NCBI's taxonomy places the organism in Eukaryota, Viridiplantae, Streptophyta, Magnoliopsida, Proteales, Nelumbonaceae.